Monoraphidium neglectum is the source of this 255-nucleotide messenger RNA. RefSeq lists its product as hypothetical. The coding region runs from base 1 to 255 and encodes 84 amino acids. The transcript is spliced from 4 exons. Lineage: Eukaryota; Viridiplantae; Chlorophyta; Chlorophyceae; Sphaeropleales; Selenastraceae. The record is from RefSeq and is a predicted model, not a curated record.
AUGGAUGGCAACAUGUUCAACGAGGCGAUGAUGUCAGCGUUGUCGGGGUUGAGCUACUUCACCCCGCUCAUGUGCAGCAACACCUCCGACAGCAACGCCACCAAGAAGCUGCUGCAGCUGCGGCAGCUGGGGGUGAACACCAUCGCCGACCCUCUGGAGCGUCGCGUGCGCAUCAACGGGGAGACCCCAGGGUCAGAUGUGCCGCAGUACGUCUGCGAGGCGUUCAAGCAGCGGCAGCCGCGCUUCGCCGCCUAG